AACACACAUAGUUAUGAAUUGGAGAGAUUGAUCUCUAUGACAGAGACCAGCAUUUAAUGUGUUUUUGCUACCUGGUCCAAUCAUGACACAACUUCCUUCCAAACGACGCAAGCUGGGUCAUACCCCAUCUGCUGAGCUGACGCAAGAGGAUGAGUCGGAGAAUGUCUACGAUGCGCAGUCUGCUGAGGAGUCUGCGGACGAGGUAGCAAUUCCUCAAUCGAAACAAGCAGCUUUACGACCGAAGCAUUCGCAGGCAAUCGACGAUGCUGCACUGUAUGCUGGAGGGUCCUACAAAUCCAGUCUGUUCAAGCUGCAGGUCGAUGAGCUACUGGCUGAGGUACAACCAAACUACGAAAAGCGAUUGACUGGUGUGAACGAGGCGUUGCGCAAGUUGAAGACAUUCAUAGAAGAAGUGGAGGACUGCGAUCCUGUUUCCGUAACCGAAGCUACCAAGUCUCUACUCAAGUCUCACAAGAUCACCAUACCAUUCCCAGACCCAAAACCUGAUAGGAACGCCGCUUAUAAGUUGAUGUACUCUCGGCCUUCGAACAUCAAUGUCGUUGGAAGCUAUGCUCUCAAGACCAUGGUUAAGACUGAAGGUUCAUUGUCGAUCGAUAUGGUGCUGGUGAUGCCCUCUGCUAUUUUCCAAGAGAAGGAUUAUCUAAACUAUCGAUACUUCUACAAAAGAGCAUAUUAUCUAGCAUGUCUUGCUGCUGGCCUUCAGGAGAAAGUGGAGGACGAAUUUGUCUUAGCAUUUGAAUACCUUCAUGGCAACAGUCUUCAGCCCAUAUUGGUUGUUAAGCCUAAAUCAGAUAGCAAGAAGAGCAACAAAAGCUACGACAUCCGUAUCAUUCCCGCCGUCCCUUCUGGCACCUUUGCGGAAUCGAAAUUACGCCCUGACAAGAAUGCAAUACGACCUAAAGACAACCAUUCCGAGCAGUCUUCGCUAUUGCCACCGACCCCUUUCUACAACGCCACUCUUCAGUCAGAUUGUAAUAUCGAGCCAUAUCUAAAGCUUCAGCACGCUGCUGCCAAGCAGUCGACAGGGUUCAAAGAUGCUUGUAUUCUCGGUAGGGUGUGGCUUGGCCAACGUGGAUUCAGCAGUCGUCUCUCCGAUGGUGGAUUUGGCCAAUUCGAAUGGGCAGCUCUCACAGCGCUGCUGAUGAAAGGAGGAGGUCCCAAAGGCCACAGCGUCCUCUCUCCAAGCUAUAGCAGUUACCAAAUGUUCAAGGCUCUGCUUCAAUACCUCUCGAUUAACGACCUGGCAAGCAAGCCGGUUUGCUUUGAGAUAGAGAAUAUGCUAACUGCCAAAUCAAACCUGCCAAUGGCUUAUGAUGGUUCCAGAGGACAAAAUUUACUUUUCAAGAUGACGGCGUGGUCAUACGCCUUGUUAAGAGACGAAGCUAGGACCUCCUUAGAGAUGUUGAAUGAUGCGACCUUCGACCAAUUCGAGUCUACUUUCAUCAUCAUGAGUUCUCAGCAGUUGCAAAGAUACGACUGCUCACUUAACAUCUCUUCCACUCCAAAGCAAGUCGAGACUAAUUCCUAUGACCAUGCCACAAAGGAAAGAAUAUUUGCUAUGCGAAUGUUCGAUGUCUUGCACGAAGGUUUGAUGGAUAGGGUAAAGCUUGUCAAUGUUCAGUUGCCUAGUACGAACUCUUGGUCCUUGAAAUCAUCCUCCACACCACCGCAAGAACCAUUGCUUAUAUCAUUCGUAUUUGAUCCAGCAAACAUCGAUCGUCUGGUGGAUCAUGGUCCAUCUGCGGAAGAAAAGAAGAAGGCGGCAAAGUUCCAAAAGUUCUGGGGUGAAAAGGCGGAACUACGUCGGUUCAAGGAUGGAAGCAUCCUCGAAAGUCUAGUUUGGUCUCCAGGCUCAGCUCAUGCCGUGUUUCGCGAAAUCGUGACUUACCUGGUUACUUGCCAUUUUGGUGCAGAAUUCAGCAAUAGUCUAGAAUUCGUUGGUGAAGGGUUUGAGAAAUUACUUCCUGGCGGGACCAGCAGCAAGAAUUUCGAGGCGCUAAAGCAAGCAUUCAGCACUCUUCAAAACCAAAUAAAAGAUCUCGAAGGACUACCUUUGCAGCUGCGACAACUUUCCGCUAUCAGUCCACAGCUUCGCUACUCUUCAAUCGAGACGCCAAUUUUCACUUUUACACAACCCAUGAUUAGGCCAGCCGACAUUCUCAUUCAAUUUGAAGGAUCUGGGCGGUGGCCCGACGAUAUUGUUGCCAUUCAGCGAACAAAGAUAGCUUUCCUGCUGAAAAUUGGCGCUCUACUUCAGGAAGUCGACGGUACCGUUGUCAUUCGAGUUGGCCUCGAGAACGAAGACCACCAACUCCAGAAUUCCGCUUUCCUUGACAUCAUCUGUGGUUCUGGUGCAGUCUUCCGUCUCCGCAUCCAUAACGACCGCGAGCAGACUCUUCUCGAACGGCAUAUCAAGGAUAAAUCCAGUAAUCAUCGCGAGCGUGAAGAUGCUGUUUCUGCGCUGUCGAUGUACAAGAAGACUUUUCUUCAGCUGCCGCUACUAAACCAAUCGAUAUCUACGCAUUGCACCAGAUUCCCAUUGCUAUCAUCAACGAUGCGUCUGGUGAAGAUGUGGUUCAAUCGCCAUAUGCUAUCGAGACACGUUAGCGAAGAGCUCAUCGAGCUCAUUGUCGCUCGAACAUUCCUGCACCCAUACCCAUGGAGAGCUCCUUCUUCAACCAUGACUGGUUUUUUGAGGACAUUGUCGUUCAUUUCGAGAUGGGACUGGCGACAGAAACCUUUGGUUGUAGACUUUACAGGGACGAUGACAACCAAAGAUGUCGAUUCGGUCAACACACGAUUAGAGGCGUGGAGAAAGAUCGACCCCAGCAUGAAUCGAACUGUCCUUAUCGCUGCUUCGAAUCAUGACAUCACUGGCACUGCUUUUACAGACAGUGGUCCAUCGAAAAUGGUUGCUGCACGUAUGACAGCGUUGGCACGCUCGGCUUGUAAAUUAGUCAAAGAGAAAGGUCGAGAUUUGGAUCACAGAGCUCUAUUCGCGUCCUCAACGGCCGACUACAACUUUAUCGUCCAUAUCUCACCCAAGUUUACUGGCACACAACCAGGAAAAAACAGUAAACCCAAAUUCAAGAAUCUCGAGGUUCAGGGAGGGGCUGAUAUCGAGAUGAUUGGAUUGCAACCAGUGGAGCAAUAUCUUCAGGAGCUCGAGAAACUUUAUACGGACAGCAUUGUUUUCUUUCAUGGUGGCGUGGGCAGCAAUGUUAUUGCUGGAUUGUGGAAUCCACAAAAGGCCGCGCCGAGGCAAUUCAAGGUCAAUCUGGCAUACGCUACGAAACCUUCCAAACAUGAGGAUGGGGAGGCAGAUGAGGUGGUGAUUGAUAAAGCUGCGAUAUUGGCAGAGAUCGCAAGAUUGGGGGGAGAUAUGGUGUCACGUAUUGAAGUACAGCAUUGAGAUACCCUAAAUACGAGUAAUCUAGACUACUAUAGUAACGCGGACUCCUGGCUGAGACCCUAGUGGAUAGGAUUGCGCUGUAUGUAUUGGGAGAAGGGCACAGAUCCUGCAAGCUAACUUGCACCAGUUCGUCUUAGUAAUUCAG
This is a messenger RNA of Mollisia scopiformis, 3578 nucleotides long. Its product is annotated as pre-rRNA processing protein-like protein Utp22. Lineage: Eukaryota; Fungi; Ascomycota; Leotiomycetes; Helotiales; Mollisiaceae. The record is from RefSeq and is a predicted model, not a curated record. Gene Ontology annotation, cellular component: CURI complex; UTP-C complex; small-subunit processome. Gene Ontology annotation, biological process: tRNA export from nucleus; rRNA processing. The coding region runs from base 83 to 3433 and encodes 1116 amino acids. The transcript has 3 exons.